AUGGCUCGUGGACGGUCUCAGGCCACAAAGGUUCGCCCGAAGCCUGGCUCUUCAACCACCACGGCAGUAAAGGCGAAGCCGUCGCACGCCGUCACCGAAGAGCCUGCCCAAGCUCUCCAAACGGCGUCAGCCCAGCUCAUCGAGCAGAAGCAGAGCACAGAGGUUGUGCAAACACUGCUGCACGGUUCCCUCAGUUGCCUGUCGUAUCUCCGGAACCUCUUCCCGGAGAAAUGUUUCGACGACCUCGUCUACGAGACGAGCAACACUCACUUGCCCUAUGAAGAUUACACCACAGGCCGCCGCUUGAGUCCUCCCAAAAAGGACAAACAGCUCACCCGUACGACGAUGAAAGUCCUUCAGAAAGGCCGUAGCGAGGCAGUGGACAAGUUCCUCGCAUGGCUGGAAGACGGUGCUUUUGACGCGCUGAAGCGCAACGUUCUCCGCGCCAUUCAGCUCAAUAUCUUUGAACAGGUCGAUAAGCCAAACGAUGUUGUGGAAACCUACACCUUUACGUUCGACUACGUCAAAUCUGCAGACAAAUUCAUCACACUUGCCAGCUUAGAGAUGCAAGGGCCACGCGAACAAUCUGUCACAGUUUUCAGCGCAAGCCAUGCACUGCAGAUGUUCAUCCGCCGAGUCAUCGCACUGUGUGGCACACUUCCGGACCUUCCUGAGCGGAGAUAUCUUACCAUGCACCUCUUCUACACCGACGAUUGCGAUCCCGAGUACGAGCCACCCGGCUUUGAAGCGAGCCAGAACACCCAGAUACGUUUCCCUGACAAUGGUGCGUGGCAAAAGACAACACAAAGCUGUGGUACAAUGGACGCCGGCUUCCACACUGCAAGUCUUAAGGUAUCACACCUUCAAUACACGCAGGACGUCCUGAACGGCGAGGGCACUCCUCCAUCGGAGAUACCAAGCGGACUGCCGUACAUGGCUGCGGCUUUCCGAGAAGAUGACAUAGAGAUAGUGCGGCUAGCGGAAACUACAAAUGACAGGCCUCUCGUUCCACAGUCUGACACUGCGGGCGGGCAAUCAAUGGACGCGCAGGCUUCACAGGGCAUCUCUACAGCAGAUACUACCAUGCCUGCGGAGCAGCUGUCUCGGAUCCUAUUACGCUCAGGCGAAAAGGCUACUAAUGGGCAUUCCAUGAUUACAGGAGAUGCAGAAGAGAGUCGCGACCGUGACGCUGGCAACCCAAUGGACCUUGACGCUGUUCCUGAGGAGACUCAAGACGUCACGGCUGUGCAACAUGACGUUCCCAUUGGAAAGAUAUCAGACAACCAGCUCGAAACACAGCUGUUGGAUGUUCCCGCCGAGACAGCGUUGGCUAGCGGCUCGCAGCAAACAACUCAAGUACUGGAUGAAGACUGGCAGGCGAAGGAUUUCUUUCAAAAAAUCCUGGAACCCUCAAUGCCAAGUCAAACCGAGAGCCUCGAGGAGACACAACCUGCUGAGUAUAGUGGCAAUCCCCGGCAGCAGUUUCGUGAAAUUGCUGAGCAGAUGUCGAUGCUUCAGCUUUCGCAGAGGAAGAUUGAAGAGCUGGACAGCCGCAAACUGCAGUUAUCAACUGCGGCUCGAGGGAGAACUCGGAGCACUAGAAGUAUCACGAACCCCACCGACGACCAUCAGGGAGAUAUUGUAGACUGCCAGUGCGGGUGGAAUGAGGAAGAAGACGACAUGGUGAACUGCGGUUUCUGCAACACUUGGCAACAUCUGCACUGCUACGGCUACUUGGGCUCUGACGAUCCGAGAGUGCCCGAUAUACAUGCUUGCUACAGGUGCCUCUUGCAGGAGAAGGAAGCGCCGCUGCUCCGAGAACUGCAAGACCUCGCCCUCCUGAGAAAGGGUGUUCACAUCAUUCAGGUCGACGGGUACUUUAAUGACCGGAAACUCUCCGAGGCACUCCACUGUGAUCUUCAGACGGCUUCCCGAGUUUUGAGACAUCUACAGAAGGCAGGCUACAUAAUUCCACAUCCUGGCUACACGAAGAAGAGCUACAAGUCCACUGGGAAGCCAACUCAUCACCUCGUCUCCGCGGGACCAGAUUUCUCCCGCAUGAUGAAGGAGUACUUCGAUCCUCGGACGAAGAUAGCACACCACUUCGAACUGCCGCAGGACGAAUUUCCUAUGACCGCGCAGACGACCCAGUUCCCGGCGCCUCUUGCCGACUUGAAGCCAGCACAGACCCCUAUCGAGGCCGUGGAGGUUGAACAGCACGCACAGCUCAACACUGAUGAAACUCAAGACGACGUCCCCGAUUUCCAAUCUAGCCCCAGCGCCGCCGCAGCUCUCCGCUCCAAAUCAGCUCGCCAGCAAACACCGUGGGCUGCCAAUCAGAAGACCUCCGAAGCAGCACCGUCGAAGGUCAGCGGGUGGACCAGCACACACCGGCUCCUUUCUCGCCAGGCAUCGGACGGCAAGGCACUGCAAGAGCGCAACGCCGACGUGCCGUCACCGGUCUGGACGCCUAAGAAGAGGGUUCGGGAUGAUAAAGGGAUGCAGGACGAGGAACCUUUCGCGCCCGUGUCGGCGAGAACGCGGAAGAGGCUCAAGAGCAGCAUGACGCAGGGGAUUGUCGAUAUCGGAUACGUGGCUUCGCCGUCGCCGAUGCCUUUGUAG
Coniosporium apollinis CBS 100218 is the source of this 2622-nucleotide messenger RNA. RefSeq lists its product as uncharacterized. The record is from RefSeq and is a predicted model, not a curated record. The transcript is spliced from 10 exons. Lineage: Eukaryota; Fungi; Ascomycota; Dothideomycetes. Gene Ontology annotation, cellular component: nucleus. Gene Ontology annotation, biological process: meiotic recombination checkpoint signaling; synaptonemal complex assembly. The coding region runs from base 1 to 2622 and encodes 873 amino acids.